AUGGGGGAAGAAAGAUCAGGGGAUGUGUGGGUCCACGGCCAGCCACCAGGUGGUGUUGUCGGGCCAGGGAUUUUUUGCUCAGUCUCCCCUCAAGCUUAUGUGAACUAUUGGAUUAGAGAGACAUCUUCAGUGGAAAGGAACAUGUCCAUCUUUACUGGCCUGUCUUUAGAGGGAGAGGUCCGACAAUGUGGCUACCUCCACUCCUUCCGUCAUGGUCAAGAGUGUGGGGAGCCAAAGCUCCCCCUAAACCUCCCUCCCCCUGUGAAUACCUAUGUUGCUGACACAGUGACACUUGAUUCAUCUGAAACUAGCAUGAUGACAAAUUUUGGGAAGCGUUUGAAUGGAGAAAUCAGGAGAGCCAAUCAAGUUUUGACUCCUCUUCAGCUGAAGAAACUUUCUGAACACAAGUAUAACUGUGAUAGUAAAAGCCUUCUGGAUCCCUUUCUGCAGCCUUACUGGAACUGGCUUGUGAAGCAGGUCCCAGUAUGGAUGGCACCAAACUUCAUCACAAUUUCUGGUCUCCUUGUAAAUGUUGUGACCUCCCUUAUCCUCUUCUUCUACAGUCCAGAUGGAGUUCACCCACCUCCUAGAUGGGCAUGCCUCCUGUGUGCAGCAGGUAUAUUCAUCUACCAAAGCUUGGACGCUAUAGAUGGAAAGCAAGCUCGGAGAACUGGCUCUUCAAGUCCUCUUGGAGAGUUAUUUGACCAUGGUUGUGAUGCUAUCUCAUCAGUUUUCAUAUCAAUAGCAGCUUGCAUCGCAGUAAAGCUUGGUGAAUAUCCAGGCUGGAUGUUCUUCCAGUGUUUUUCUGCCAUGGCCCUUUUCUACUGUUCUCACUGGCAGACUUAUGUCACAGACGCACUCUACCUAGAGCUCCUGAAGAAUGGAGUUAUAAAUGAGAAGCUAAACUGA
Darwinula stevensoni is the source of this 909-nucleotide messenger RNA. Lineage: Eukaryota; Metazoa; Arthropoda; Ostracoda; Podocopida; Darwinulidae. The record is from the annotation of a GenBank genome assembly.